Molecule: messenger RNA, 333 nt
Organism: Fraxinus pennsylvanica
Lineage: Eukaryota; Viridiplantae; Streptophyta; Magnoliopsida; Lamiales; Oleaceae
Source: the annotation of a GenBank genome assembly
AUGGCUGCUGUUGUUGGUUGCCAGGAACAGAAAAUUGCUGUAACUAAUGCUGAUUAUGCUGAAGAUUUUGAGGAUCAAGUUGCAGGAUUCAACCCUGAACAGAGUGUUCAAGAAUUCGAACCCCAUUACUCAACGACUGCGGGAGCAAAGGUGAAAUACUGGGCAUUCCGCAAUAUGUUGAUUUUGUUUAACUGGUUACAAGGUGACACGAAAGGCGAGAAUGCAUUCUGCGAUGGCAUCCCACUCCCUUGGCCACUCAAAAAACUGGAAUUUGAUCUCAAUAGUGAUGGGGGAACAGGCUGGGCUCUCUUUUUGCCAAAUACUCCUAUCUAA